Messenger RNA from Mangifera indica (mango), 579 nucleotides. RefSeq lists its product as uncharacterized. Lineage: Eukaryota; Viridiplantae; Streptophyta; Magnoliopsida; Sapindales; Anacardiaceae. The record is from RefSeq and is a predicted model, not a curated record. Bases 1 to 444 code for a protein of 147 amino acids. The transcript is spliced from 4 exons.
AUGGACAUUGCUCUUCUGUCCGACACCGUAUCACUCGCCACAUCGCCAACAAACGGCCAGUCGAACACUUAUCCGCAGAAGAGGAGAUCGUUCAGCGGAGGCGAUGAUUCCGAGGAAGACGGAAGAGGCGACGGGGUUUUCGGCGGUGCUUGUGAUGAUGGAUUGUUUGGUGGAGGUGGUUAUGGUGGGAGGAGGUGGAACUCUGAUGGAUUUGGAGGGCAAAAUUGGGAUGAAUCAUUGCGGUGGUCGUCAAAUGAUCUUGCGUUUAAUUUUGUUUUUGAGGUGAUUUAUUGGUCUGCAUUAUCGAAUUGCGUGCAUUUCACGUUCAAAAAGAAGUGUUUAGAGGAGCUAUCUGCCACUGAAUUGGGAAGCAAAGUACCUAUUGCAUUGAUGUCCUGCCACUUGGGCGCCUACUUCAUGUCCAUUCUUAUGCACAGGAAUUGACAACUUUAUGGCAUCAUAGUUUCUCAUUUGUCAUUCUGUCAGUUAUACAUUUAUCAUUGUACUUUUUACUGGACUUUGGACUUUUCUCAUCUUCUUUUGCAUUCGAUAUUCAUUUCUUCUUGUAUCUUCUGAUGA